AUGAAGCUCAUCUUUCCUGUCUUUGCCAGCCUCGUGCUACAGUACCAGGUGAAUUCAGAAUUUUUGGUCUUAAAAAGAUGUUUAAUGGGCUUUGGGAAAUGCAAAGGCAGCUGCCGUGCGGAUGAAAAAGAAAUACAGAUGUGCAAGAAGAAAAAAUGUUGUGUUGGACCAAAAGUGACUCAGCUGAUUAAAAGCUACCUACGACAUGAACUGCCCCGUAUACCUGAUAGCGACUUAAUAGAAAUGCUUAAAAAAACCAAGAAUUUUAGUAUUUCAGUACAAAGAAAAUAUAUGUUACCUGCUCUCCCCAAAAUCGAAAGCACCAGCCCUUUUCUCAACACCAAUUCUGUCAUUACCCCAAAUGGCUCCCCAGUGAAAUCCAACACCAGCAGCACCAGGUUGCCAAGCCACAUCACGCACACUGCUACUUUUAUCAAGAGCAACACCAAACAAAGCAGAGAUAGUUCCAGUGCCCCCUCACCACCACCAUAG
Molecule: messenger RNA, 492 nt
Organism: Castor canadensis (American beaver)
Lineage: Eukaryota; Metazoa; Chordata; Mammalia; Rodentia; Castoridae
Gene: Defb129
Product: defensin beta 129
Source: RefSeq, a predicted model, not a curated record